Molecule: messenger RNA, 715 nt
Organism: Notechis scutatus (mainland tiger snake)
Lineage: Eukaryota; Metazoa; Chordata; Lepidosauria; Squamata; Elapidae
Source: RefSeq, a predicted model, not a curated record
GCCUCUGGAUGCAGGAAACAUCUGGCUGCACGCUGGGAGCACACAGCAGGCGAUUCCCUGCCUUUUCCAGAUGUUUGGGCCUUUCUGAUCUGAACAUCUGUUUCCUUUUGGCUACAGAGGCCGACAGUUCCGAAGAGGAUUCGGACGAAUGCCGCUGCCUGAACGGACGCUGCGUCCGCACCCAGCAGGGUUCUGUGUGCGAAUGUCCCACCGGCUUCCAGUUGGACAGCACUCGCACCCGCUGCCUGGAUAUUGACGAGUGCCAGGAGCUCAACCAACGAGGACGUCUGUGCAAAACCGAGCGUUGCGUGAACACCAGUGGCUCCUACUUCUGUACCUGCAAGUCCGGCUACUCGCGGUCCUGGCCACACGGAAUCUGCGUUCCUCAACGAUAGCGUGGCGUGCCGACUACGGCGUGGAAAGAUGGUGGGGACACGUGUGACCAUCCUUGAGUGCCCUCCCCGGUCGUGGGGUGCUUCUCGCUGUCCACCAUCAGAAAAACUGGACCUUGGCCUUUUGGAGCAGCCUUUUGGGGGGUCUAAAUUCCCCAAGGCAGUUCUCACUUUAUUAUAUGAACCUUUUAAAAAAAGAAAGAAAGUUGUACCAGCUACUAUGUGGGGCAUUGAUUUUUUUUGCUAUAGAAUUUUAUACCUAUUUCCGUUUCUGUUCCUUUUUAACCCGCUGGAUUUGUUAGGGUUUUGUGUGUGUUUUUUUU